AUGGGAGCGCACGUUAGCAAGAGAUCUGCUGCAGCUACUACCUCUUCUGAUUCACCUGCAAUCACUUUGAAAAACACACAACAAAUCAUCACAGAGCUGAACGCAUAUGAAGCAGCUUGCAGAUCUGAUACCGAUCUGCAAUCGUUUGACGCCAUGCUACAUGCUCGAGCAAACAACGUGAUCAAUACUUUGGCUGUUGGGGUUGAAGUUCGAGCUUUAUCUUUCGAUACUUUGAAAGAAGUUACAGAGUGUUUGUUAGAAAUGAAUCAAGAAGUCGUGAAGGUGAUCUUACAUUGCAAGAAAGAUAUAUGGAAGAAUCAGGAAUUGUUCGAGUUAGUAGAAGAGUACUUCGAGAAUAGUCUUCAAACCCUCGAUUUCUGUUCUGCUUUGGAUAAAUGUUUGAAAAGAGUUCGAGAUAGCCAAUUGUUGAUUCUUGUCGCUUUGCAACAUUUUGAUGACGAUGAAGGCGUCGAAGAGAAUCGAUACGAAAAAACUCUCGAAGAUUUGAAGAAUUUCAAAGACGCUGGUGAUCCAUUUACCGAAGAAUUCUUCAAAAUAUUCCAUUCUGUUUACAAACAACAAAUGGUGAUGCUCGAGAAGCUACAAGCAAAGAAGACAAAGUUAGAUAAAAAGGUGAAGUAUCUUCAAACAUGGAGGAAAGUAUCUUCUGUAAUCUUCGUGGCUACUUUCGCAGCGGUGUUGAUAUGCUCCGUGGUGGCGGCAGCCAUGGCAGCACCACCGGUGGCGGCUGCUUUAGCAGCAGCCACCGCCAUCCCUCUUGGAUCAAUGGGGAAAUGGAUUAACUCCCUUUUGAAAAACUACGAGAACGCCAUUAAAGGGCAAAAGGAGAUUAUCAGUUCAAUGCAAGUUGGGGGUUUUGUCGCAAUUAGGGAUCUUGAUACGAUUCGUGUUCUUGUUGAUAGGCUUCAAAUGGAUAUAGAGGAGAUGAUGAAGAAUGCUGGGCAUGUAAUCGAAGGAGAUGAAAUGGUGAAAAUUGCAAUCGAAGAGAUUAAAUUGAAAUUGAAUUCGUUUAUGAAAAAUGUUGAUGAUUUGGGGAUGCAAGCUGAUAAUUGUAGCAGGGAUGUUAGACGCGCUAGAACUGUUGUUCUUCAAAGGAUCAUUAAACCACCACAGCAUAAUUGA
Molecule: messenger RNA, 1143 nt
Organism: Lactuca saligna
Lineage: Eukaryota; Viridiplantae; Streptophyta; Magnoliopsida; Asterales; Asteraceae
Source: the annotation of a GenBank genome assembly